Messenger RNA from Pelagomonas calceolata, 4079 nucleotides. NCBI's taxonomy places the organism in Eukaryota, Pelagophyceae, Pelagomonadales, Pelagomonadaceae. The record is from the annotation of a GenBank genome assembly.
CAAAAAGACUGCGCGGCAUUGUCCAUAUCACAGCCGCGGUGUGCCCGCACGGCUGGUGUAGUAGUGCUACGUGUCGCACUGCUGCCACCACAACAGCUGGCGAGCCCUGCGCUGCCUACGAGCAGCACAGGCAGCAGGGCAGCUAUAGCAUGAAGACCAAACCAGGCGGACGCGCAGCGAGAACCGACCUGCCACCCGACAUUCCGGAAGAGCUCAAGGCACUAGAUGACGCCGCGUUACUAGAUGCACUAGAAACGCAGCCGCCGGCCGUCGCGACGCGCGCGCUGCACGAGCGAUUAAGGAAGAAACCGGCGCCCUCGGACGCGUUCAAGAGUGGCGCGCGCGUCUUGCUCGCGCGCAUCGUCUUCCGCACGCCGUCGUCGAGUGCGGCGACGGCCGCCGCGGCUUAUGGAUUUUCCGGACCCGACGGCGCGCUCUUGCUCGAAGCGUUGCGAGGCGCGCUCGAGAAAACAUCAUCGACCAAUGCGUUUACGAACGCGGCGGCUCGAGCCUUGGUCGCUACUGAUUCUGAAGCGUACAAACGCGAGGAGUGGCCGCUGUCCGCGAAAGUCGCGCUCGUCCACGCCGCCGCCAAGACGCUGAAACAUACGGAAGCCGCUUCAAAAAUCUGCGCGGACGCUUCUAGAACUGCGGACGACGAUGUCACAAGGGCCGCGGCGCUCGACGCGCUCACGGCGCUGGCGAAGCGCUCGAAAUCAUGCCGCGGUAUCGCAUCACAAGCGGCCGCCGAUUCAUUAAGGCGGCCCCUGGACCGGCGGCGGUUUGCCGCCGCCGUGGCCUGCUUGAAGAUUUGCGGUUCGUCAAAUGUGACCGCAGCAUUAAAGACGGCGAACGACCCCGACGCGUGCCUCAGAGGCCGCUGCGCCGCUCUAGAAGCGGCGCUGCCUUCGUUACAAGCGCCGCCAUCGACUAUGUGGGUUGAUUUAGUUGAGCCGGGAUUAACUGGAGACGCGGGGUCGAGACGAGCGGCCGUGGACCUCGCCUCAACAGCUUCGAACACCUUCGGCUUCGAGAGCUCGGGCGCGCUGCAGUGUUUGGUGCAGUCAUUAGCCUCGUCCAAACAAGGCGUCGACGAGCUGUGCCUCAAGCUCUUGGAUUGUGAGGAUCAUGAUAGGAGGUGCUCAUCGUUAGCCGCGGAGCUGCUUCUCGGGGCGCCGCCUUCCUGUAGAGUCCGGGCCUGCCGCGCGGCGUUGCAAGCGCGGUCGCAGUCGACGCACGCUUCGAAGCUGCUCGACGACGACGCGUUACGUGAAGCUUUGAUGGAUGCCGACGACGCGUGCCGCGCGGCGGCCGUCGAGGUGCUGGGGAGGCGCUCGUCCGAUCCAAGGCGCCUGGCGGCGUUUUUUGAUGAUGCGCCGCUCGAGAAAGCGCUGAAAUGUGCGGCGCGGCGCUUAGCGCGGAGUUCAGCAGCUCUAGAAUUGGGCGAACUCGCGUGUCGUGCCUUGGGCGAUGCCAGUACGGAGGCGAACGCGUCAUCAGUGCUCGAGGGCUUGUCCGACGGCCCCCACGCCGUGGAAUUAGUGGAAAGAUGCCGUUCUUCACUAUUAGAAGCUUUGCGGACGUCGCGCUGGGACCGACGGCGGCGCGUCUACUACGACUUACUGAAACUAGGCCCACCGAUCAAGGAAGACCAUGAUGAGGACUUCUCCGACGGUUCUGCAAGGCUGACCGCUUUGUCUGGAGAUUUGAGCCUCGCGUCGAAAGCAGAGGCGACCAUAAAAUCGCCUUAUCUAGGAGCGCUUUCGCUCCUAGCGGACCAAUUGGACGACUCAAGCGCUCUCAGUGCCGCCGGCGCCGCCGCGCGAGAUUUAAGGUUGUGGGGUGCCCAGCUGCCGGCCGAAGAUGGCCAUGAAGACUCGUCUGAUGAGGAGGGCGAGUCCGACGCGUGGCACGGCUGCCGGAACGCCUGCGCGUUGGCAGCUUCUGUAGCGCGCCACGCCCCUACUAUGAUUGGCGACGCGGCCCUUGAGCUACUAUUGAGGACGCGCCACACGGGCGCCAUCAACGGGGGCGAGAGUGUCCUAAGGGCGGCGUCCUUGUCAGGCACGGACGAGGAUCGAAGGAGGUGGCUCAAGACCGCGUUGACGUCGUGUCGGCGACCGGACGACCAUUUAUCGAGACGCCGGAGCGCCGGCCUCGGCGCGGCGCACGCCGCUUUGCUGGACACGGAUCCCUCUCUCUCACAAAACGCGUGCAAGUUUCUGAUUACCAUCGCUUCCAAUGGAGGAGCUAGAGACGCGAAGAGGGCGUUGAAUGUUCUGGCGGCCGUCGCCGACCGCGCCUCGAAUGCGUUGCGGCACGAUUUGGGGAAGGCGCUGAGCGCCUCGCUGACACGCGCGGACGACGGCGACUGGGGGUGUCGAGGGGCGGCGGCGCUGUGCGCCGCCGCUUUGUUGAGACGUUUGUACCGCGACGAGCGGAGUCUUUUCGACGGGGCGGAAGGCGACUUGCGGUCCUAUACUCAUAUAAAGGAGGCCGUCGACGACGCUUUAGCACGGGAGGGCCCCAUCGGCCGCACGAUCGCGUUGCGUUGUAUUCGUGGCUGCCGAGCGUCAAAACCAUCGCAAGAGACGUGGCUCGCGUUACUCGGCGCGAGCGACCAGCGCGUCCGCGUCGCCGCCGCCGAGACGCUUUCUUCCUUGAACGAACCCUGGUGCACUCCAUCACUACUGUGCGACGGCUUGUUACCUCAGAACGACCCCAAUGGUGCCCACGGCCGCCUCCUGUGCUGCGCUUUACUCCCUCAAACAAAUUCCACGGACGACGUCAAGAGUUUAAUUAGAUGCGCGUCGCGCCUCGCGCCCAAGAAUGCCGAUGAGGUCUGGUGCCCGCCCGUCCAUCUGGUGGCGUGCGAGGCCUUGGCAAAGCACGCGCCGGCGACGCCGCGCCUGGCCGCGGCCGAGAACGCAUGUAUUGAGCGAAUAUUGGCGCGUGGCACACGCCCCGACACUUUACCAGGAGAGGGCCGCCUCGACGCGGCGCUCGCUAUUAGAAGAUGCGCGCGGUUAAUUGGAGAGGACGCGAACGAGGCCCUCAAGCUGCUCGACGACGACGUCGCGGACCCCGUCGCCAUUGGAUUGCUGGGCGCGGCAUCAAAAGCGUGCGGCAUUGUCAGAGACGAGCGGUUUUUAGAUGAUUUGGAUCUGGACGAGGCUACGUGUGAAAUUGGGGAGGGCCGCGUGCCGCCGUACGUCGUCCAGGCCGAGCUUCGGAGGCUCACGACGGCGUCUCCAUCAAGGCGCGCGGCGGCGCUGAAACUCGCGCUCGCGGCGGCGGCGUGCGGGAGCCUCCACGAGGCCGUCGUCGAGGUCGAGGUGCCUGCCGCCGUCGUCGAAUCUUCCAGGAGGUGGCCCGAGGCCGCGCGCGCGGUCGUGGCGCAGCUCAGGGCGAUCCUACAAAACGACCACGGGCCCGCGUUGUCGUGCUUCCGGGCCAACGGCGGCGUUCUAUUGAGGCGGGGCGCCGCGCGCGCGUGUGCGCUGCUCCAGGACCCGCCUUCUUCAGUAAUUCAGGCGUGCCUGGCCCUCGCGUGCGAUUCUGAUCGCGUCGUCCGGGCCAACGCGGCCGACGCGCUGGCGCCGGGGCUCAGUCCGGCGGCCGCCGUCGUUAGUGUGGCGGCGGAGUUCACGGGCGUCGUGCCCGUCAAGGCCAAGGCGCUGCUGGCGCGGCGCGCGGCGUUGAUGAAGGCGCCGCCCGCGGCCGCGCCGCCGGGGCUCGUGGUCGACGCGCCGCCGCCGCCGCCCUCGCCGAUCUCUCCGGCGACGCCCCCCAAGCGCGUUGGCUCCAACAGCAAGUUCCCGGCAGUUCCUGAUCCCGAGACGGUCCGCGCGCCCGCGACGACGCCGCUCGCGUCGCCCCAGCGGGCGGCCGCGCCGCCGCCGCCGCCGUCGCCGACGACGCCGCGCAAGUCCGUGGACCUCCCCGGCUUCGCGCCCUCGAAGGCGGCGAAGCCCGUCGCGGCGACGCCCGACGCCAAGCCGCGCCGCAAGGUGUCCUCGCUCAUCAAGCGCUUCGAGCGCAAGAAGGGCGCCGCGUCCCCGCCGGAAGCACCUAAGUGA